Solea solea (common sole) is the source of this 1634-nucleotide messenger RNA. RefSeq names its product suppressor of IKBKE 1 (gene sike1). The record is from RefSeq and is a predicted model, not a curated record. The coding region runs from base 109 to 780 and encodes 223 amino acids. The transcript has 6 exons. Lineage: Eukaryota; Metazoa; Chordata; Actinopteri; Pleuronectiformes; Soleidae.
AGUAAACGUCCAGAGUGUGUGCGCUUUACGCAUAUAACGGGUAGACAGCGAUGUCAAAGCUAACGGCACGAGGACAGGACAACAAAGAAGCUAGACAGUUUCCAGUAAAUGGCCUGCACUUUGGAAAAAGUGUUGGGCGAUGCUCGGACUCUUCUCGAGAGGCUGAAGGAGCACGACACGGCUGCGGAGGGGCUGAUCGAGCAGUCCGGGGCCCUCAGCCAGAGAGUGCAGGGCAUGAAAGAGGUCGGGAAUGCCCUUCCAGACAAGCACACAGAAGACACUUUGGAGAUUCAGGAGCUGACCAAGUACAAGCCACAUGUCCUUCUGACUCAGGAAAAUACUCAAAUCAAGGAGCUACAGCAGGAGAAUAAAGAACUAUGGCUGUCCCUCGAAGAACACCAGUACGCACUCGAGUUGAUCAUGGGUCGAUACCGCAGGCAGAUGCUUCAGUUAAUGAUGGCGAGGAAGGAGCUGGACACUAAACCUGUACUUAGCCUCCAUGAGGACCAUGCAAAGGAAGUGCAGAACCAGUUGGAGCGAAUAUGUGAGAUGGGCCAGGUGAUGAGAAGAGCAGUGCAAGUGGACGAUCAGCACUACUGCUCUGUUCGGGAGAGGCUUGCUCAACUCGAGAUUGAGAAUAAGGAGUUGCGAGACCUCCUGGCCAUCAGCAAGGGCUCUGUGAAGACAGCAAGAGAAGAAACUGACCAGCCAGCAACAGUAGCAUCAGAACACCAGCAACCAAAGAGUGACCAGAACAGCUUCAGUGUGGACAGUGAAUAGGGAAACAUGUCAUUCAGGACCAGGAGACAGGGUUGAUGAUCUCUUCAACUGUAUUUACCACAUUCUAUUUUUCUUUUCUAAAGAUGAGAUGCUGUCAGACCAUAGCGUCUGUUUCGUAGCGAUGGCCACUUAAACUUAGCAUUUACCUGUGGGUAUAUCUGGUAGCUGUUUAAAUAGGUACAAUGCUCAUAUGUAUAAAUACACAUGUACUACAAAUUGUUAAAGCAAAGGGGAUUUAUGUUUUUUUUGCCAAAGACAGAUUUACUUGUCAAUUACAGUGUCUCUACCUCUCUGUUGCCCCUUUGCUGUUCACUCACACUCACAAUGUGUAAAAAAUCUUACAUGCUAUGGCUUCAUUCAGUAUGUCCACCAUGAAAUCAACUUGUGCAUUACACCAUUGUAAGAUGUUGUGCAUGAUAAUCCCUUUGCCAACAUAAUGACUUUUGGCUGUUUUGCACAGUUUGCCUGCUGAGUAGUGACGGUGGGUCAUUUCUAUGUGAGUGUUUGAAACAUUUGUCAGACUGUUUGUAGGAUUCAUAUGUAACAUAAUUUCCAUGUUUAGUACUUUGUGUGUUCAAAGCUCCUUUUUCUAGUCAUCAGAUUUGGAUGCAGCAUAUUCAAAUGUUCCAGCUGGUGGUACAUUUUUAUUUAAUGGUAACAAUUUCAAAAAUAUGCCAGCAUUCUGUUGAAUGAAUAUUAAAUGUUUGCACACUGUAUGCUAUCAAAGAAAUUGUAUAUUGUCAUCUCAGGAAAUCAGUGUUAUUAAGGUGAACAUGGUGUUGCACUUUGUGACAGUGUACUAAUUUGUGUCAAACAAAAUUUCACUCAAAAACAAAAAAUAAAUUUGUAGAAAA